Leishmania mexicana MHOM/GT/2001/U1103 is the source of this 258-nucleotide messenger RNA. RefSeq lists its product as hypothetical. The record is from RefSeq and is a predicted model, not a curated record. The transcript has a single exon. The coding region runs from base 1 to 258 and encodes 85 amino acids. Lineage: Eukaryota; Euglenozoa; Kinetoplastea; Trypanosomatida; Trypanosomatidae.
AUGCUGCGUCGUACCACCGCUCGCUUUUACCAGAGCGUGACCGCUCCCAUCGGAAAGGGCUGCGUUGUGCCCAUGAAGUUCGACAGCCUGAAGCCUGCGUACGUGCCGAAGUCCUUCACCACUCAGUUUUUCGUUCUGGGCACGUGGUCGAUUAGUAACAUGAUCACUAACUUUGUGAUGGGGUUCCUCAUCAUCGCCGCCGCCAACGGUGGCUUGAGCGGUGCCUGGCCCCCGGAUCCACACUCUCUGCAUCCCUAA